CUAGCUAGGAAGAAUUUACAUAUUUGGUAGAAUAAAGAACUGUUGGAAAAGAAAGCACAUGGGCAACUUUUAUAAAAUGAAUAGUGAUUGCCUAUGUGUUUAAAUAUAUAUGGAGCAUGACCCACCCCUUUAUCUAGCCCAAUCAAAGUUUGUCACCUCUUGGGUUGAAUAGGAUUAAGUUUGGCUAUAAAUAGCCCUUCAUUUAUAUAGAAAUUAAAAAAAAAAACAAGAAAUACUAAUACAAAAUUCUCCCUAGUUUUCAUUCCUUCCUUUUAUAUAAUUUCAUAACACGUUAGCAGCACGAGUUUCCACAAAUUCUUUCAACAGGUAUUAAAGGUUAGUAUUUAAAUUUCUUAAAUAAUGUCUAAUAUUUCCAGACGCGGAUUUAGUGCGCUAGAUAUAUCUGGCAAAUCUUAUAUGUCUUGGGCACUAGACGCAGAAAUACAUUUAAAUGCUAUGGGUCUGACAGACACCAUCAAAAAUAAUAAUAAGGCAUCAAAAUAAGAUAAAGCCAAGGCCAUGAUAUUUCUUCGUCAUCAUCUUGACGAAGGUUUAAAAAUGGAAUACCUUACGAUCAAAGACCCGCUUACAUUGUGGAAUAAUUUAAAAGAAAGAUACGACCACCUGAAGCUGGUCAUUCUUCCACAAGCUCGUAAUGAAUGGACCUAUUUGAGGUUUCAGGACUUUAAAAGUGUAACUAAAUAUAAUUCUGCGAUGUUUAAAAUUAAAUCGCAGUUUGAUUUAUGCGGGAAAAGUAUCACAGAUCACGCCAUGUUAGAGAAAACAUACUCUACUUUUCCCUCCUCGAGUAUGCUCCUGCAGCAGCAGUAUCGAGAAAUGAGAUUUAAAAAAUAUUCUGAAUUAAUUGCUCAUCUUCUUGUUGCUGAACAACAUAAUGAGCUUUUAAUAAAAAAUAAUGAAAGUCGGCCUCCUGGUACUGCUCCAUUUCCAGAAGUGAAUGCUGCAAAUUUUUGCCCAACUUGGCGUAAAAGAAGUCCUGACCCCAAUCGUGGUCGAGGUCGAGGUCGUGGUCGUGGAAGGUAUUUCAAUCAGGGUAAUAGUCUUGCAAUAAGCAAUAACCCUCAGCACCAACAAUGCAAAAAAUGGGGUAAAGCUCCUGAACUAGAACCAAGGAUGAACCCCGAAAAUAUACGUUAUUGAUGUGGAGGAAAGGGACACUGGGCGUGUACCUGUCGUAAGCCUAAGCAUCUGGUAAAACUAUAUCCGGCGUCCCUUAAAAAGCCAGAAAAUGAUGUUGAAACAAACUUCCUCCUAGAAGAUAACAUU
Capsicum annuum is the source of this 1287-nucleotide messenger RNA. RefSeq lists its product as uncharacterized. The transcript has a single exon. NCBI's taxonomy places the organism in Eukaryota, Viridiplantae, Streptophyta, Magnoliopsida, Solanales, Solanaceae. The record is from RefSeq and is a predicted model, not a curated record. Bases 520 to 1161 code for a protein of 213 amino acids.